Molecule: messenger RNA, 1273 nt
Organism: Oxyura jamaicensis (ruddy duck)
Lineage: Eukaryota; Metazoa; Chordata; Aves; Anseriformes; Anatidae
Product: IgGFc-binding protein-like
Exons: 3
Source: RefSeq, a predicted model, not a curated record
ACCCCAUAAAUCCUGGUGGGAUGGGGAAAGAACCCCAUUGAGCACCCGAGGGCCCCGAAAGUCUUGGUGGGAUGGGGAAAUAACCCCAUAGAGCACCCCGGGACCCCAUAAAUCACGAUGGGAUGGGGACAUGGCCCCAUAGAGCACCCCGGGAACCCACAAAUCCUGGUGGGAUGGGGAAAGAACCCCACAGAGCACCCAGGAGAAGCCAAGCAUCCAGGUGGGACCCAGAGGGGUCCAAAGACCUUCCCCCAACACCACCCUCUCCCCACAGCCCCCCAGUGCCCCGCGGGCACCCGCUACGCCAUCUGCGCCCCCGGCUGCACCCCAGGGUGCCGUGAAGGUUGCGUGUCCCCCGACGACUCCCACGGGGGCACCCAGAGGUGCUCGGCAGAACCGGUGGCAGCACCGGCUACCGUGGGCACCCCGGGGACCUGCCGGGCCGUGGGGACUCAGCACUACUUGAGCUUCGAUGGGGUGGCCAUGGCCGUGGCGGACAACUGCUCCUACGUGGUGGCCCGGAGCUGCGGCCCCCCCGGCGCCCACCCUGCCUUUGAUGUGACUGUCACCGACCCACCCCGGGGUGGCCCCGGCCCCCGCAGCGUCACCGUCACCGUGCACCAGCACCGCUUUGUGCUACGGGGUGGGCACCCCGGCAUGGUGGAGGUGGACGGCUCCAAGGUGUCGCUGCCCUUCUGCCUGCAAGGCCAGGCCGUGUGCCUGGCACCCCGGGGUGCCACCACCCUCCUGGUGGCCGACUUCGGCCUUCGCGUCACCGCCGGCCCCGGGGCGGCGGUGGCCGUCACCGUGUCCCCGAGCUUCCGCAACGUCACCUGCGGCCUCUGCGGCAACUUCGACGGCCACCCCUACAACGACCACCUCCACCAGGCCACCACGGCCACGUGUCACCGUCCCUGCCCCGGCCCCACGUGUCCCCCGUGCCGGCAGCCCCCCAAGAAAGCCUUCGUCCACACCGAGCUCUGCGGCGUCCUGCGGGACCCCCAGGGUCCCUUCGGGGGCUGUCACGCCGCGGUCCACCCCAGGGUCUUCUUCGACGUCUGCCUCUGGGAGCUCUGCGAAGCCCCCGGGGACAAGGAGGUCCUCAGCGAGGUCCUGGGCGCUUACGAAGCCGCCUGCCGCCAGGCCAAGGUCCGCGUGGGACCCUGGCGCGCCCCCAGCGUCUGCCCUCCGUGGUGCGUCGAGGGCUCCGGCUGCCGCCCCGGUGUCACCUGCGUCCCCCACCGAGCGCUGCUGAGGCGGGACCUGUCUCCAG